UCUUGCAUAGAUCUACAGUAGUUAGUUUGAAGUUUUGAACAUGAAUCAAAGCAGUCGGAGCUUCUCGUUUCGGAUAUAGCAGGGAACGACGUCUGUGUUUCUUUCUCCCUUUCUCAGUUUUCUUCUCGAUCUGAGUUAUGGAUGGAUGUCAAUUGCGUUUUCUAUUUGGCUGUUUUCACAGCGACAUUGGCCCUGCAGAUCUGUAGCUGUGCUGACGUUUUAUCACCAUAUCAGAUUGAAAAUGGUGAAUUUGGGCCUUGGCGGUCGCACCGAGAGAUACGUUCUGCGUUACAAGACCAUGGGUUCAACGAUACGUAUGAGGAGAUAAAAGCUGCCAAUGCAGCAGUAGAAGGAGGCGAUGAUUAUGUUGUGCAUCGUUUCAUUGACGGUUUGUGGCGUGAGGAUGGGAGCCAUGCUGCACUGCUGGGACACCUAACAGUAGUUGGCCGACCUGCUUAUAUGCUAUCAGUAACGAAUCCGCAGCCCUCCGGCUGCAAUUCGCAGUACUGGGUGUCCAGAAGCACGGUGAAGGACACAGCACAACAUAGGAAAUGUCAGGUUGCGAUGAACGCGGGCUUCUUCAGGGGAUCCGGGGCAUGUUUAGGUGUAGUCAUCAGUGACCGAUCUGUGUCUCAAGCUGGUGAUAACAAGCAGAACCCAGUGUUUGCCAUCACGGAUGAAGGCGACAUCCGCGUUGGCUAUAUGAACAGCGAUGAGAUAGCAAGUGGUGGUUAUCGCCAAGCCGUGAGCGGUAUUGUCUGGCUGGUACGGAAUGGCUCGUCGUUCGUCAACGAGAGCAUUGCGCUGGAGUCGGCGGCACAUGAGGAGACGGGCACGAUGGAGGAGUUUGUGGAUGUUGUGAGCGCACGCACCGCCAUUGGCCAUGACAGUGAAGGCCGUGUGAUAAUUGUCCACAUCGAGGGGCAGACCAGGAAGAGAGGGGUGAAUCUGCGCGAGUUUGCCGAUGUUCUGAUCGAGCACGGCGUCGUGAACGCCAUCAAUUUGGAUGGCGGUGGCUCGGCGACGACCGUGGUCCGGGAUGUUGUGGCUAGCUAUCCAUCAGACCAUUGUGGCAAUCCCAUCUACAGAUGUGGUCGCAGGGUCUCCACGAUCAUCUGUGUGCACGGCGUGGAGUGCUAUCCGAACGACUGCAGCGAGCACGGCGUGUGCAACGCUGGCGUGUGUCACUGUCGCGCGCCAUAUCGCGGUGUGGGGUGUGAACUGCUCGACUGCAAUCUUGCACAUUGCACCGGUCAUGGAACAUGUAACAAAGGUGUCUGUGACUGUGACUCGGGCUGGACUGGAACGCAUUGUAACAUCACAUGCCCGGACAGGACGUACGGUCCCGACUGCAAACACAAGUGCGAGUACUGCUGGUCAGCGCACAAGAAAAGCUGCGAUCGCUUCAAUGGCACAUGGCUGUGUGAUGAUGGCUACGAGGGCAAGUGUUGCAGACAAGUUUGUAAAGAAGGACGGUUUGGUGCUGGCUGUGCGCAAGAAUGUGACUGCAGCUCGCGUGGUCAUUGUUCGCACGUCACUGGCGAAUGCACUUGCAACACGGGUUGGUACGGCAGCGACUGCUCUGCCAAUGACACAACAAGCGGUACUGAUGCUGUAUCCUCACUACUGACAUCAGUGACUUCUAGCGUGACGCACAACUCUUCAACUGCUACAGCCAGUCACACUGCCAGCAGUGGUACCGCGGGAAAUGCAAGCGAUACUGAUGAUACCACUGUGGAACACAAAUCUGGCAUUGUUGUACCGCCGUGGCUGUUAGCAUCCAUAGUCCUGAUCAUGCUUGCACUGUUAGUGGAUACCGUGUACCGACGGUUGUGGCGCCAUAAGAAUGCUUGCCCGUUGCUAUCACGUCGUCGCUCCGCUGAAGAGAGUGAACAUCUGAUGACAUCAUUCCCCGACUUAUGACAUCACUCCUGAUUGUUGACAAGGGCGGUUUGGUGAAGGGAGGGGAAGAUUAUAACUUUAGCUUAUAACUUUACAUCUGCUCAUAGGAUGUGCUUGUACGAGGAUAUGCUUAUUUAUUCAGUGCUUCACCUACAUGCCCAUGUACCUGCGGGCUACGGGGCAUGCAGGGAGUGGUAGACCUGCGUUUCUAUUGAAGCCAUGCAGGGAGUGGUAGGUGCUUGAAACCAAUACUGGGUCCGCGUUCCAGGCCUAGCGGCUUACGAAUCUCUGCUGUUUUCGAUAUGUGUGUGUGUGUGUGUGUGUGUGUGUGUGUGAACGUGUUUCGUAUCAAUUGUUUAACUUAUAUAUAUUUUGAAUUACUCUCUUUCUCUGUCCGUCUUGUGCGGUUGUUGGUUUCAUGUGUACAUACGAUAAGUGAUACUGAUAGUUGACGAAUUCCUUUCUACAAUAGAUCGUUUUAUGCUUGCUAGGCAUUUUUAGGAAGUCAAGACCUGUCUGGAUGUUCUAUUCCUCUUGUAGUUUUUUUAAACAUUGGUAAGACUCUUGUUGGUAGGGUACAAGCAUACACACAUGCACGCGCGCGCGCGCGCGCGCGCACACACACACACACACACACACACACACACACGUACCCGCUGCUAUGCUGUUGUCAUGUUGAGAAAAAAUAUUACGCCGUGUUUGCCUCUCCUGGAGUGCUUUUCGACUUGCCAAAUUCUGUCCAUACAUAAUAUUCUUUUCAAUUUCAAAUUGUUCACGACCAUGACCGUCAUGCGCGAAAGCGUAUCGAAUAUUUAAUUUCCAAGAUACAGGACAGGUUGUUCUUUGA
Sycon ciliatum is the source of this 2749-nucleotide messenger RNA. RefSeq names its product N-acetylglucosamine-1-phosphodiester alpha-N-acetylglucosaminidase-like. Gene Ontology annotation, biological process: secretion of lysosomal enzymes. The transcript is spliced from 9 exons. NCBI's taxonomy places the organism in Eukaryota, Metazoa, Porifera, Calcarea, Leucosolenida, Sycettidae. The record is from RefSeq and is a predicted model, not a curated record. Bases 142 to 1923 code for a protein of 593 amino acids.